This is a messenger RNA of Tricharina praecox, 973 nucleotides long. RefSeq names its product TPR repeat protein. The record is from RefSeq and is a predicted model, not a curated record. Gene Ontology annotation, cellular component: mitochondrion. The transcript has a single exon. Gene Ontology annotation, biological process: tricarboxylic acid cycle; mitochondrial electron transport, succinate to ubiquinone; mitochondrial respiratory chain complex II assembly. Lineage: Eukaryota; Fungi; Ascomycota; Pezizomycetes; Pezizales; Pyronemataceae. The coding region runs from base 80 to 874 and encodes 264 amino acids.
CGACUCCCGAGAACACGACGGCAUCUCGAACUGCCCUUUCCACCCCACCUCCAUCCUCCCUACCAUCGGCAAAACAACAAUGCUCCGCCCACUCUCCCACCUCCUCCGCCCGCGGGUGCUAACCCCGCUCCGUACCUACGCCUCCAACUCCAAGCCAUCCACGCCUGCCUCCUCCGCCGUCACCCCCAAUGCCCCUCGCGACCCCAUCUCCUCCGCCCCAACCCACCCCGGCCUCGCCGGCUCCUUCGGCGACACCGCGCACGAACUCGACGUUGGCGAGAUCCUGUCGGGACAAUUCCGGGUCGAGCCCUUACGUCGCGUAGGCGAAGACCUCAAAACGAUGCGCGCGCGUCUCGUGUACCAGUCGCGCAAGCGCGGGAUCCUUGAGACCGACCUGCUGCUGAGCACGUUCGCGAACGAACAUCUGAACGGCAUGGACAGGAUCAUGCUAGAUCAGUAUGAUCGCUUCCUCGACGAGAAUGAUUGGGAUAUCUACUACUGGGCUACCCAGCAGGCGCCGCCGACGAGUGUGGAGUACGCGGAGGGGGGCAGCUCGCCGCUUGGGGGCGGCGCGGAUGCAGGUGUGAGGGGCGCCGGGCCAGAUGAUGCCAGUCCUACUGUGAAGGAUGAGAAGAGUGGGAAGGCAGGCGAAAUUGAAAAGAAGGAGGCUGGUGUUACGGAGUUUGGCGGGCAGGCGCCGGGCGAGUGGGCACAGACAAUAGGGAGGAAUAGGGAGCCGUAUAGGCCUCCGCCGAGGAGAUGGAGGGAUAGUGGGGUUUUGAAGAUGAUCAGGAAUCAUGUGGAAGUCAGGAAGGGAAGGGAGGCGUCAAAGGCAGACAUCGGAGGAUUGGGACGGAUGCCUGACUUCAAGUAGAGAAGAGGCCUUAAUAUUACUGUAAAAGAAUGAGCGAAGCAUGAUGACUUGUAAAGCCAUAAUCACGCAUGUAAGAAAUUUCGGUUUCCGUUGUCCAGA